AUGGUAUUAAACCUCUACAAUACAAACUUAUCAAAUAAUAACACAUCCACCUAUCAAUACAAAAGUAAUAAAGCAAACUGGGCAGAGUUUAAAUCUGCCUUGAAUACCCAUUUGUGUAACAGCGGAUGCCUGGAUGUGAACAUCUCCACACUUGGUGCCACUGAACUAGAAGAUUUUAUAACAAAAACCACUGACAUCAUACACGAGGCAUGUCGAGCAUCUAUGCCUGUCAGAAAAAGCGGCGCCAAGUAUAAGCCAAUAUGGUGGACUGAAAAACUAGAAAAUUAUAAAAAGGAAGUAAUCAACCUUCAUCACAAGAUACACCAAGCUAAAAAAAGAGGUCUCCCUCUUGAUCAGUUGAUAAAAGAGAGACAGGAAAAGAAAAAGGAGUAUGCAGAAGAAAUUCGGCGAACGUCAACUAAUAACUUCAAGGAAUUUUGCCAACGCCAAGACAAAGAAAAUGUUUGGUCACUUACGAACCGACUGCUAAAAGAAACGAAACGAAAUCGCCCACCAAGUACUUUACAAAUUGGCAACACAUAUACCGAUAACGAAGAAGAAACUUCAAAAGCAUUACUCAAUCAAUUUUACCCUGAUGACACUCCUGAUUCCAUUCCCAGACACGAAGAGCUCAGAAAAGACUAUAACACUUUUCCAAAUACAGAUAAUGACAUCCCAUUCAGUGAAGAAGAAAUACUUGAGCACAUCCAAAGUAUGAACCCAAAGCGAGCACCAGGAGUUGAUAAUCUUACAGCCGACAUUUGCACACAUUUUGCUCUAGCUUACCCAAAGUUACUAACUAAUAUAAUGAAUCGAUGUCUCUCUCUUCAAUAUUUCCCACGGCAAUGGAAAAUAGCUUAUGUUAAAAUUAUUCCGAAGCCUAAUAAAAAUAAUCCUAACGACUUAAGCGCAUUUCGCCCAAUUGGUCUCUUACCUGUAUUUGGAAAAUUAUUGGAAAAAAGUUUCAUAGCCAGGGUCAAAUAUCAGGCCACAAGAAAUGGCAAAAUGUGCGACCGACAAUUCGGCUUUAAAGAGCAGACUAACACCACAGCAGCCAUAUCUUCAGCUAUAGAAAUUGUUAAAAAAAGCCAAGCAAAAUAA
Messenger RNA from Parnassius apollo (apollo), 1101 nucleotides. The record is from the annotation of a GenBank genome assembly. NCBI's taxonomy places the organism in Eukaryota, Metazoa, Arthropoda, Insecta, Lepidoptera, Papilionidae.